Messenger RNA from Schistocerca nitens (vagrant locust), 3240 nucleotides. RefSeq names its product repetitive organellar protein-like. The record is from RefSeq and is a predicted model, not a curated record. Gene Ontology annotation, cellular component: extracellular region; cytoskeleton. Gene Ontology annotation, molecular function: lipid binding. Bases 1 to 3240 code for a protein of 1079 amino acids. Gene Ontology annotation, biological process: lipid transport; lipoprotein metabolic process. The transcript is spliced from 14 exons. NCBI's taxonomy places the organism in Eukaryota, Metazoa, Arthropoda, Insecta, Orthoptera, Acrididae.
AUGGAGAAGUAUCGAUAUAACGAGAAGUAUCGAUAUAUCGAAAAGUAUCAAUAUAUCGAAAAUACCGAUAUAUCGAUAAGUACCGAUAUAUCGAAAAGUACCGAAAAGAUAUCGAAAAGUAUCGAAAAGAUAUCGAAAAGUAGCGAUAUAAUAUCGAAAAGUAUCGAAAAGAUAUCGAAAAGUAUCGAAAAGAUAUCGAAAAAUAUCGAUAAGUAUCGAAAAGAUAUCGAUAAGUAUCGAAAAGAUAUCGAUAAGUAUCGAAAAGAUAUCGAUAAGUAUCGAAAAGAUAUAGAUAAGUUUCGAAAAGAUAUCGAAAAGUAUCGAAAAGACAUCGAAAAGUAUCGAAAAGUUAUCGAAAAGUAUCGAAAAGAUAUCGAAAAGUAUCGAAAAGUUAUCGAAAAGUAUCGAAAAGAUAUCGAAAAGUAUCGAAAAGAUAUCGAAAAGUAUCGAAAAGAUAUCGAAAAGUAUCUAUAUAUAUCGAAAAUAUCGAUAUAUAAGUACCGAAAAGAUAUCGAAAAGUACCGAAAAGAUAUCGAAAAGUACCGAAAAGAUAUCGAAAAGUAUCGAAAAGAUAUCGAAAAGUAUCGAAAAGAUAUCGAAAAGUAUCGAAAAGAUAUCAAAAAGUAUCGAUAUAUCGAUAAGUAUCGAAAAGAUAUCGAAAAGUAUCGAUAUAUCGAUAAAAAAGAUAUCGAAAAGUACCGAAAAGAUAUCGAUAAGUACCGGAAUGAUAUCGAAAAGUACCGAAAAGAUAUCGAAAAGUACCGAAAAGAUAUCGAAAAGUACCGAAAAGAUAUCGAAAAGUACCGAAAAGAUAUCGAAAAGUACCGAAAAGAUAUCGAAAAGUACCGAAAAGAUUUCGAAAAGUACCGAAAAGAUAUCGAAAAGUACCGAAAAGAUAUCGAAAAGUACCGAAAAGAUAUCGAAAAUUACCGUAAAGAUAUCGAAAAGUACCGAAAAGAUAUCGAAAAGUACCGAAAAGAUAUCGAAAAGUACCGAAAAGAUAUCGACAAGUACCGAAAAGAUAUCGACAAGUACCGAAAAGAUAUCGACAAGUACCGAAAAGAUAUCGAAAAGUACCGAAAAGAUAUCGAAAAGUACCGAAAAAAUAUCGAAAAGUAUCGAUAUAUCGAAAAAAAAGGUAUCGAAAAGUACCGAAAAGAUAUCGAAAAGUACCGGAAAGAUAUCGAAAAGUACCGAAAAGAUAUCGAAAAGUACCGAAAAGAUAUCGAAAAGUACCGAAAAGAUAUCGAAAAGUAUCGAAAAGAUAUCGAAAAGUAUCGAAAAGAUAUCGAAAAGUAUCGAAAUGAUAUCGAAAAGUAUCGAAAAGAUAUCGAAAUGUAUCGAUAUAUCGAAUAUAUCGAUAUAUCGAAAAGUACCGAUAUAUCGAAAAGUACCGAAAAGAUAUCGAAAAGUAUCGAAAAGUACCGAAAAGAUAUCGAAAAGUACCGAAAAGAUAUCCAAAAGUACCGAAAAGAUAUCGAAAAGUACCGAAAAGAUAUCGAAAAGUACCGAAAAGAUAUCGAAAAGUACCGAAAAAUUUUCGAAAAGUAUCGAAAAGAUAUCGAUAAGUAUCGAAAAGAUAUCGAUAAGUAUUUAUAUAUAAUGAAAAAUAAGUAUCGAAAAGAUAUCGAAAAGUAUCGAAAAGAUAUCGAAAAGUAUCGAAAAGACAUCGAAAAGUAUCGAAAAGAUAUCGAAAAGAUAUCGAAAAGUAUCGAAAAGAUAUCGAAAAGUAUCGAAAAGAUAUCGAAAAGUACCGAAAAAAUAUCGAAAAAUAUCGAUAAGUAUCGAAAAGAUAUCGAUAAGUAUCGAAAAGAUAUCGAUAAGUAUCGAAAAGAUAUAGAUAAGUUUCAAAAAGAUAUCGAAAAGUAUCGAAAAGACAUCGAAAAGUAUCGAAAAGUUAUCGAAAAGUAUCGAAAAGAUAUCGAAAAGUAUCGAAAAGUUAUCGAAAAGUAUCGAAAAGAUAUCGAAAAGUAUCGAAAAGAUAUCGAAAAGUAUCGAAAAGAUAUCGAAAAGUAUCUAUAUAUAUCGAAAAUAUCGAUAUAUAAGUACCGAAAAGAUAUCGAAAAGUACCGAAAAGAUAUCGAAAAGUACCGAAAAGAUAUCGAAAAGUAUCGAAAAGAUAUCGAAAAGUAUCGAAAAUAUAUCGAAAAGUAUCGAAAAGAUAUCAAAAAUAUCGAAAAGAUAUCGAAAAGUAUCGAAAAGAUAUCGAAAAGUAUCGAAAAGAUAUCGAAAAGUAUCAUAAAGAUCGAAAAGUAUCGAAAAGAUAUCGAAAAGUAUCGAUAUAUCGAAAAGUAUCGAUAUAUCGAUAAAAAAGGUAUCGAAAAGUACCGAAAAGAUAUCGAAAAUACCGGAAAGAUAUCGAAAAGUACCGAAAAGAUAUCGAAAAGUACCGAAAAGAUAUCGAAAAGUACCGAAAAGAUAUCGAAAAGUAUCGAAAAGAUAUCGAAAAGUAUCGAAAAGAUACGAAAAGAUAUCGAUAAGUAUCGAAAAGAUAUCGAUAAGUAUCGAAAUUUUAUAGAUAAGUAUCGAAAAGAUAUCGAAAAGUAUCGAAAAGAUAUCGAAAAGUAUCGAAAAGACAUCGAAAAGUAUCGAAAAGAUAUCGAAAAGAUAUCGAAAAGUAUCGAAAAGAUAUCGAAAAGUAUCGAAAAGAUAUCGAAAAGUACCGAAAAAAUAUCGAAAAGUAUCGAUAUAUCGAAAAAUAUCGAAAAGUACCGAAAAGAUAUCGAAAAGUACCGAGAAGAUAUCGAAAAGUAUCGAAAAGAUAUCGAAAAGUAUCGAAAAGAUAUCGAAAAGUAUCGAAAAGAUAUCGAAAAGUAUCUAUAUAUAUCGAAAAGUAUCUAUAUAUAUCGAAAAUACCGAAAAGAUAUCGAAAAGUACCGAAAAGAUAUCGAAAAGUACCGAAAAGAUAUCGAAAAGUACCGAAAAGAUAUCAAAAAGUACCGAAAAGAUAUCGAAAAGUACCGAAAAGAUAUCGAAAAGUACCGAAAAGAUUUCGAAAAGUACCGAAAAGAUAUCGAAAAGUACCGAAAAGAUAUCGAAAAGUACCGAAAAUAUAUCGAAAAGUACCGAAAAGAUAUCGAAAAGUACCGAAAAGAUAUCGAAAAGUACCGAAAAGAUAUCGAAAAGUACCGAAAAGAUAUCGAAAAGUACCGAAAAGAUAUCGACAAGUACCGAAAAGAUAUCGAAAAGUACCGAAAAGAUAUCGAAAAGUAUCGAAAAGAUAUCGAAAAGUAUCGUUAA